Molecule: messenger RNA, 3783 nt
Organism: Megachile rotundata (alfalfa leafcutting bee)
Lineage: Eukaryota; Metazoa; Arthropoda; Insecta; Hymenoptera; Megachilidae
Product: sodium-independent sulfate anion transporter
Biological process (GO): transmembrane transport
Cellular component (GO): membrane
Source: RefSeq, a predicted model, not a curated record
UUUAACAAGACAUUUGUUAUCGUCGUUGCAUGGAUGAUUUCCCUCGUUUCGGUUCUCUCGAUAUUUUUUACGAGUUACGACUUUGCAACGUGCCGUCGCGACGCAGAAGUUGCUCCGAAUUGUUGGUCCGCCGAAUCGAUCGCUGGUACUUUCCCGAUUAAAUCGCGGAACCAGUCAACGAUCGUUUGUACCAUGAAAAAUAACCGAGGAAGAAACGACACUUUUAUGUAUCGUUACAGUUUGGUUAGCAGAGACAAAUAAAAAUAAAAUUACACGCGAGAUACGACUCGAGCACAGACCGCAAAAUAUAUUUUCCAUUUCGGGGUCAUCUGGUGUUACGUGAUGCAACUUCUGCUGGGGGUCCGAUGUAGCAAUAAUAAUAACUAUUACGAUGUUAUCGCGAGCUCCCGCUUCUUCUCUCGUUUUACUUCUUUUUCGUCAAAGCAUCGGACACGUUGCGCGUCCACGAACGUUCCAUUUGUGUUGUCGAACUUUGAACGAAUCUAAAGUAUCGAUUUAAACAUUCUCCGACGAAUUUCUCAACUUCCUGUCCACGCGAAUCUCUUCUCACGACGGUCGGUCUCGCGCCUCUCGUCUCGCCUCUCGUGUUUUUUCGUUUUGGCUAUCAAGACAUUCGCUAAUCUUGUCGCGUCGGUGUCGACGAGAAAAUACCCCCAGCGGCUCGUGCUAUCUUAUCUCAAUGCCGAAUGGAAAAUAAGUUAAUCGCGUAAUUCCCGAUAAACAAUAAACGGGUAAGUUUCUAACUAUAUACAGAUUGUCUUAUUCUGUUUUAUUGUUUGUUCGCGAACAAACUGCUCAGAUUGCGUACGAUUCGAUUCCCUGAUCGACGAAUAAAUUUCAUCAUCCGUUAUCGUUCGACCGUAUGCACUUUCGUUAUUUAUACACACACAAAUUGGUUGGUUUGGACAUGUGCGAUUCGCUUUCGCGAGGAGGAAAUGAAGUGGCGAUAACCGUCGCGUAUAUCGAACGCUCUUUCGAAUCGUCCGUAACGAGAUCGUAGUUCGGCUGAAACAACGAAAACUUAUCUCCACGAGGAAAAAAAUCUCCGUUCGUCGAUAAGAGAGAAUCGAGAGAAGCUGAUGGACCGGAAUCAACCGGUUACAUACUCGGCUUUGAACUCUCUACCCUUUCGGACAGUGUACGGAGGAAGCAAAAAAAGCAGAUAACAGUCGCAUGAUUUGAGAAGAGAAAGAGGAAGAGAAAAGAGGGAAGGAACGAACGAGAUAUAUCGCCGCGCCGUUCGGAUGAAGAGGGGAAUGCCAGGGAAACGAGAAAGGAACGAAAUUGAAGUCGAUCGAACGUGCAAGUCUUUCGACCUAAUCUUUCACUUUCAUUCCACCUAAUAGCGUACGUGGAUCUUCUUCCCGCACGGAUCAAUAUUAAUCUUUUUCUCAAUUUUCUAAAUUUAAUAACGUUUGCGACUCUCGACUUAACGACGAAGCGAUCGAAAAGCAUUUUAUUACCGGUGUCGUAAAACACCUUGAUUGAAUUGUGCGAAGAACAAAUUCGAUUUCUACGGCUUUGCUUCGUUUCCAGACAAUUGCAAACGAUAGACCCGAGCAGCUUAUACAGUUUAGAUGUAAAGCAAUUUCGUUGCUCGCGAGUUUAAAUUUGCAUUUAUACUCGGAAAUGAGCCGUUGCUAUCUCGCAUAUUAAUUCGACGAAUCGUCCGUGCACGCGAACAUGAUUCUCACGAGUAAGUACUCGUGUCUUCGCGAUAACCGUCUUAUUUGUACCACGCGCUCCGCCACCGAACGGACUAAGAUAACGAUUAACCAAAUUGCUAUCGUGCCGCGCGUCUUCUCUAUCGCGAGCGUUACUCUUUCUCAAAGUAUCCGGAAUCGUCAAAGUCAGUCACGAAAACUAUUCGAAGCUGUUCCAGUUCUGUUUGCGCGAGAAUAUGAAUGGAAGUCCGAGAACGCGAGAAAAUAACGAACUGGCUCGUUGCGACAUAAACCGGUAUGCAAAACGAAGACUUCCAAUUCUAUCGUGGUUGACGACGUACAAGCUCCCGUGGUUGCCUCAAGAUGCCUUGGCUGGCUUCACGGUUGGCCUCACGGCGAUUCCUCAAGGUAUCGCGUACGGUGUCGUUGCCGGAUUAAGUCCAGAGUAUGGCCUAUACGCUUCCUUUAUGGCAUCGUUCGUGUACAUUGUGUUCGGUUCCUGCAAGAGUAUCACCAUCGGUCCUACAGCCAUUAUGGCAACAAUGGUGCAACCUCUGGUAGUCGCUUAUGGGCCAGACAUAGCGGUGCUGCUAACGUUUUUAAAGGGUUGCAUGAUCGCGUUGCUCGGUCUUUUUCACCUGGGUUUUCUGUUGAGUUUCAUUUCGCUACCUGUAAUUACGGGCUUCACGGCUGCAGCUUCGAUUAACAUCGCGGCUUCGCAGUUUAAAUCGUUAUUAGGCAUUCCUGGUAGAAGCGAGGAUUUGGUGGAUGCCUUGGAUGCGAUCUUUAGCAAUCUGGAGAAAAUCCGAUAUCAAGACACGUUAUUAGGCGUUGUAACGAUAGCGGUGCUGGUCUUAUUCAAGCAUUUGCCCGGACGACGAACUGGUAAUUGGAUACAAAAAAUUGCAUGGGUCGUUACUCUGGCGCGUAACGCUAUAGUGGUCGUCGUGGGAACUGCCCUGGCAUACAUAUUCUUCGUCAAUGAACAGACACCCUUUGUGCUGACCGGGACGUUGGGAGAGGGACUGCCACCGUUUGGACCACCGCCUUUCUCGAUAAUUGCCAAUAACCGCACAUACGAUUUCAUCGAAACGACCACUGCCAUGGGGACUACGCUCUUUUUCGUUCCAGUAGUGUCAGCCAUCGAACACAUGGCCAUAGCGAAAGCUUUCGCGAUGGGAAAAUCUUUGGAUGCCACGCAAGAGAUGCUCGCUUUGGGACUGUGCAACAUGUUUGGCUCGUUCGUUCGAUCGAUGCCGGUUACCGGUUCUUUCACUCGAACUGCGGUCAAUCAUUCGUCCGGAGUGAAAACUACGUUCGGAGGUUUAUUCACAGGUUGCCUCGUGUUGCUCGCAUCCAGCUUGUUGACGUCGACGUUUCGUUUCAUUCCUAAAGCCACUCUGGCCGCAGUUAUCAUAUGCGCCAUGUACUAUAUGCUCGACUUUAAAACGUACGCUCUAUUGUGGCGUGCCAGAAAAGUGGACUUUUUCUUGAUGUUGAUUACGUUCCUGUUCUGCGUUUUUCUCAAACUCGAAUGGGGAAUCCUUAUCGGAAUAGUUUUGAAUCUGGUAAUAUUGCUGUACUUCUCGACGCGAUUUACCGUUCAAACCGAAGUCGAACAGACAGGGGAUAAAGCUUUGAUACGCGUUACUCCCGAAGAAACUAUCGCCUUCCCAGCAGCGGAGGAUUUCCGAGCCCGCAUAAUGAAACUGUCGGAGAAUAACUCCUCCAACGUUGUACUCGACUGCAAGAAUUUGAAGAGGAUCGACGUAACCGUAGCAAAGAAUCUGAAGCUAUUGUCCAACGAUCUACAACUCCGUGGACGCGCGAUCAAUUGUGUAAAUUGCCGUGAUAACGUCGAAGUUGUAUUGAAGGCUAUCGCUCCGGACACCCAAUCUGGACCAUCGGGUGAUCAAAAUCUAUAUCAUUGAGCCAUCUCGACGAUUUCGACUAUCUUUUGCCACGCCUUCGUCCCAGGGUGACAACUGCCGAUUAUCGUUAUCGCGAUACGACCUCCCCUCUACUACUGUUACCGUAAUGAGCGAUCAUCGCGAUAGAUUGUCCAAAAUAAAUAAAUAACUCUGUUUACAAAUUUCCA